CCGGGGUGCCGUGGGGCACGCGCGGCGCGGGCGCGGCGGCCGCGGCGUAGCGAAGAUGGCGGCAGGGGCGCUGCGCCCCGCUCCGGGCUGAGCGCGGCGCGGCCCCGCGCGGCCCUCAGAGCGGCGGCGGCGAUGUCCGAACCGGAGCACCUGGGCGGGAAGCGGGCCGAGUCGGCGCGGCUGCGGCGGGCCGAGCAGCUGCGGCGCUGGAAGGGCUCCCUGACCGAGCAGGAGCCGGUGGCGGCGGGGGGCGGCCGCGGCCGGCACCGUGGCGCGGGGGGGUCCCGCGUCCGCUUCGAGGAGGGCGCCGUGUUCCUGGCCGCCUGCUCCAGCGGCGACACCGAGGAGGUGAAGAGGCUGCUGGGCCGCGGUGCCCGCAUCAACACCACCAAUGUGGACGGGCUGACAGCCCUGCACCAGGCCUGUAUUGAUGAGAACCUGGACAUGGUGAAGUUCUUGGUAGAAAAUGGAGCCAAUGUGAACCAGCAAGACAACGAGGGCUGGACCCCUCUUCAUGCAGUGGCGUCGUGUGGCUACCUGAACAUAGCAGAGUUCCUGAUCAGCCACGGGGCCAACGUGGCCGCUGUCAACAGCGAGGGGGAGGUCCCGUCCGACAUCGCCGAGGAGGCGGCCAUGAAGGACCUGCUUCUGGAGCAAGUCAAGAAACAAGGUGUAGACCUAGAGCUGUCAAGGAAAGAAGAGGAGCAGCAAAUGCUCCAGGAUGCCCGGCAGUGGCUGAACAGUGGGAAAAUUGAGGAUAUAAAGCAGCCUCGGACAGGAGCCACAGCUCUUCAUGUUGCUGCAGCCAAGGGCUAUUCUGAAGUCAUGAGGCUCCUGAUCCAGGCUGGGUUUAAUUUGAACGUCCAGGACAAUGAUGGCUGGACUCCACUCCAUGCUGCUGCUCACUGGGGAGUGAAGGAAGCGUGUUCCAUCCUGGCUGAGGCUCUGUGUGACAUGGACAUCAGGAACAAGCUGGGCCAGACGCCCUUUGAUGUUGCUGACGAGGGACUUGUGGAACAUUUAGAAAUGCUGCAGAAGAAGCAGACUGUGCUGCGAAGUGAGAAGGAGACAAGGAAUAAGCUGAUUGAAGCUGACAUGAAUGGGAAGCCUCAAAACAGAUUCUUCACCAACAAAGAGAAGAUUCUUUAUGAGGAAGACACAAUGAAGUCGGUGGAAACUGAGGAAGAGAACAAGGACUCGAGCAGUUCUAGUUCUGAAGAGGAAGAAGCUGAAGAUGAAGUUUCAGAAUCAGAUGCUGAAAAGGAGUCAGAGAGAAAGGAAGAGCCCUUUGCCAACCACUCCAGCCGUGAAUCCAGGCCCAGCAUCACUGAGCAAAUGCCACCACCUGAGCCAAACUCCUUCACUGCGUCUGCCAGAAGAUUCAGUUGGCUCAGCAAGUCAGAUGAGCAGAAGGAUGAAUCACCUUCGUCCUGGAGGCUGGGCCUGAGGAAGACUGGCAGCCACAACAUGUUGAGUGAAGUUGCUGCCACUCGUGAGGCACAGAGGGAUAAAACUUCUUCUAUCUAUCGCUCCUCGUCCAGCCCUCGGAUAUCUGCGCUGUUGGACAACAAGGAAAAGGACAGAGAUAACAAGAGUUAUCUUGCCACCAUAGUCCCCAGAAGACUGAGCAGUACGAGUGAUAUAGAAGAAAAAGAAAACAGAGAAUCUGCAGUGAACCUGGUGAGGAGUGGCUCCUACACCCGGCAGCCCUGGAGAGAUGAGCCAAAGGGAAACGAAGCUCCCCACUCUGGUGCACCCACUACCUAUGUAUCCACCUACUUGAAAAGUGCUUCAUUUGGUAGAAGUAGUGACCUGAGCAGUCCCUACAUUUCAGCCAGUUGCAGUCCAUCUCUAGCUACCUCACCCACUGCCAUUGGCUCAUCUACCUCCCUGGGCACCCCGUGGCAAGCUGUCUCUUGCUGUCCCCCAUCUCUCGGUGUGAGCACUCCUGCUUCAGCCCACCACAGCACCAGAGCCCCUUUCAGGCAACAAAGUGAUUCUGCUGUAGAGAAAAGCGCAGAGGGCAGCUGUGGCAGCACCCCUCUAGGUGUAAUCACAAACCGUGCUGUGCUCGGCGCUGCCAACGGCACCGCGAAUGCCGGGGCUGCCUCCGCCCUGGGGAAGGAGCUCUCUGCUGAGGAGCCCAGGGAGCGCAGAAGGUCAUAUCUGACUCCGGUGCGGGAUGAGGAAGCAGAAUCCCUGAGGAAGGCACGAUCCAGACAGGCCCGGCAGACCCGCAGGUCCACCCAGGGCGUGACGCUGACGGAGCUGCAGGAGGCCGAGCGCACGUUCAGCCGCUCGCGCGCCGAGCGCCAGGCGCAGGAGCAGCAGAGCGACAGAGCCCAGGACAGCGGCGACCGGCCCGAGAGCCGCGGGCGCUGGGGCAGGAGCACAGAGGACGAGACCGUCUAUCGGCGACUGAGGGGCCCAGCACAGCCUGACAAACCCACAACGCCUGUGUCUCCUUCCACAGCAGCACCUCUGCUCUACACAAGUUCAUACCUGACUCGAACAAAUAAAUAUCUAGGGCUGGACUCAGUGAAUCCAGCAGAUUUCAGAGCAGCAGCCACAGAGAUGGAGAAAAAUGAGUGUGAAGAUCAGGAUUCAGACGACAGAUCCCUGAACAAACAGUCGAUCCGAGAGCGGCGACGACCAAAAGAGAGACGGAGAGGCACCGGCAUCAUCUUCUCAGCACAGGAUGAUGAUGAUGAAGUUGAUGGAAAUGAAGAAGUGAAGGAAACUCGGCAUGAGAGACUUUCCAGGUUGGAAGCAGCUACAAACCCCAGCACGAGUGAGUCGUACAGCGACCGUGCCUCCAGCCGCUCCAGUGCCUACAGCCGCAGGGAGAACCGGCUCGCCGCCCUCAGCAGCCGCGCAGACGAGGAGAGCAACAGGGACUAUAAGAAAUUAUACGAGAGUGCCCUGUCUGAAAAUCAAAAGCUGAAGUCAAAGCUGCAAGAAGCCCAGCUUGAGCUGGCUGACAUCAAAACAAAGUUGGAAAAAGCAACCCAGCAGAAACAGGAGAAAACUUCUGACCGGUCCAGCAUGCUGGAGAUGGAGAAGAGGGAGAAGCGAGCCCUUGAGCGGAAACUCUCUGAAAUGGAGGAGGAAAUGAAGAAUCUCCACCAGCUCAAACAGAUUCACACUCUGAGGCAGAUGAAUGAGCAACUGCUGGCUGAGAACAGGGCUCUGACCCGGGUGGUAGCCAGACUUUCUCUGCCUGCCAAGCCCUCGGAAUCAGAGGAGCUGUAGCUGCUUUCCCUCCGGCUCAUCUUGCCUCCCUCUUCCACUCUUCCAGAUUUUGACAGAGCUGAAGUCAGACAACCAAAGGCUGAAGGAUGAGAACGGAGCCCUCAUUCGUGUCAUCAGCAAACUCUCCAAAUAGGAAUCCUGAGCAAAGGCAGGACAAGGAGGGGUGUCCUACACCAGCUGCCAACCCCAGCACCGAGCCCUCCCCUUCCCUUCCCGUCACGUACAGCAAGUGUUUCAGCCGUGGGAUCAAUGUCACACCUGCCUUGCCCUGCCCAUUGCUGUACAUUCCCUUUUCACCCCAGUUUCCCCCCAAAACACCCCCUGCCAUUUUUUUUUUUUUUUUUAAUUUAUGCAUGUUGUGGUAUCUCGGACAUUUUAUUCAAGGGAGAAAUGUGAGGACUGGGUUUGAGCUGCCAAAAUUUUUUCCAGAAGCUCAGUAUUUGGUUUUGGACUUUGAGCUGGAGUGGGAAGCUCUUACUGUAAAAAGUGACAUCUGAAGAACCAGCCCAGCAUAUCCAGGCCCUUUACAGGUGGGAAAUGUGAACAUGGGCUGGGACUCUGAGGAUGUACAGCAGCCCCCUGAGACGUGGGACUCUGGUUCAAUGUGAUGCUUUUAAAGCCACCAGAGCUCAUGUUUGUCACAGGCUGAUGAGCUCUUUUGCAGAGACCUUCUCCUCUUGCCCCAGCAGACUGAGUCUUCUAUUUAAGAUUUUGAACUUGUUCAGUACCAUCAGUGCUGACACUCGGUGUCAGACCCUGAUCCCUCACCCUCCCUUUACCCCUGGCUGAUCCUGUGUCAUGUUGUGUCCUUCCAGGGCUCCUGUCUCUGUGCUUGGGAGCAUCCAGUUGCCAACUGGACUCUUGUUCCUUGGGACAGGAUAUAUCCCAGGCACUUGCUGAGCUUUCUGAAGGACAGAUUUGAACUCCUACAGGUUUUCUGCUGCUCUCACCUGUGUGUGAGCAUAAAUCACCUUCCAGGGAACUGUGCCCAUGCCAGAAACCAGCCUCCCCUUCCCAACAGCCAUCUGGGACAUUCUCCUGCUGCCUCCCUGAAGGCAAAGCCCCAUAGCAGAGCCUGGUCUGGUACUUUGGGUACUCCCUGUUUGAUUUGAAGCAGGAUUUGUAGAGGGAGAAUGGCAGCAUCCUGUCCCCCACACCUUGGAAAGGUCAGGGUGUGUCAGUGUCAGAGGGACAAGGAGCUGCUGGUAACUGAAUCACCAUGAUGAAAGUCUUCUGACCUGUUAAAAACUUGUGAUAAGUUUUGGUCUUGAAGGAAACCUCCAGAAAUCCUCCUCUUUGACGUUACAUGCACUCUGAACAGUUUGGAAUUGUUCUCUCCCAUGGGCAUUUUUACAUUGGCUUCUCUCUCUGUGCUGUGGGACAUCAUCAGGUCUGUUGAGGUUCCCAUUAACAGACUCCUCUCAAACAAUAUCUUCCCUCCCAUAGACAUCCUGCUGUAUCCAAAACAUUUUCCCAUCUAAAUCCUUCCAUAUCUGUCCUUUAAUCCCCUUUGUCCUUCAGCUCCCCAGACUCUGGCCAAGGGCAGCAGUUCUUGGUCACUGAAGCUGGAAGUGGCCAUGGAGCAGCUCUACCACGUUCCUGAGCAGCUCUGCUGGCUCUGGCUGGGGGGACUCUCCACUGCCAGAGAGAUGAGAUACUUGAACAUGAGCAGAAUACUUGAGCUUGCUCAACAGGGUAAAACUUUAUCAGGCAAUCCUGGGCUUUUUCAAACCUUCUGCUGCUUAUUGCCUCAGAAAGCAUCUCUGUUUUCUUCUCCCUGGGGUUUGCUCUCCUUGUUUGUUUUUUUUUUCCCUCUAAUUCUCCAUUUUCCCCCUUCCCCUCCCUGUCCUGCCUGUUUCCACCUCUCUUGCUCUUCCUGGAGCUUCCAGUUUUCCCCAGGCAGCUCUGACCACAAGUUGCUCUUCAGCUGGUGGAGCCAUUUGUGCAGCUGAGGCACCGUUUCUCCUACACUGAGGCCCUUCCUCUGCUGCUGAGCUUUGGGAGGAAGAGACCAAAGCUGGUAAAGGCAUCAGGGUUUCUGCAGAGCACUGCCUAAGCCAGGCAUCCUUUUUAUAUUCCUUGAUUUUAACCUUGCUCUAUUUAACAGCUUUAAGUCUUGAGAUCCAGUCAAUGCUUCCCCUGCACGCUGUUCCCUCUUGGUGCACUCUUCAUGUGAGUACUUUUGCUGUUCUUGAUGUUUUCUCUCUUGGUGACCCACUCCUCCCUUCAGCCUCAGGCUCUGGCUCUGGUCAGGAGAUCGGGGAUCAGGAGCCCGCUCCCUUCUGUGCCACGUGGAGGAGGAGACGCUCCCCAGCUGGGCAGGAUGAGCAGGAGAGUUUGGAGUAAAGAUCCUGUUCUUCUCACAGGAGGUUCCUGGCAGCAGGAAGCCUGGUGUCUGUUUUGGGAGAGGGUUCAACCCAAUCUGACAAAUCCAUCCCGCACUGAUGUUUUGCCCCUUCCUACCAGGACACUCACUGUGCUUUUUCCCAAGGAGCAGAGUGGGAAGGCUGUGGGAGGCUCCUUCUUCUGAGUGUUCUUGCAAAGCCAAACCACUUUAGCUGAAGUGUCUGCUUAGCACUGGAUUCUCCCGAGCCCUGGGCCCCACAGCUCAGUGUCCCUGAGCAGCCAAAGCUGUGAGCGUCUCCUCGUGACGUCGCAACUGCAAACCAAAUUCUUGAGAAUGGAUUUUUUUUUGUCUCACUUCAUGCCUGACAUAACCAGUGCACUGAGGAGGUGACAAACAGGACACCUCAAACCCUGUGCUUGGGACAGGGUGCAGAGCAAAUAGGUUUUAAAAUUGAUCCCUCUUGGAAUCAGAGCAUUUGCCAGACGUGGUCUCCCUUGGGGAACAUGAGAUUUUUUUUCUGAGCAAUUGCUUGGGGUGAGUUAAUUUUUAUUGCUUGGGGUGAACCCACCUGUUGUGGCUCCAAGUUUGAUGAUGGCUCUUUGUAAAUAAACUCCUUGGAGAAGCAGGACUGGCUGACGAGAUGGGGAGAGAAUGUAUUUUUAUGCAACCUUUGAGUGGCCUUUCAAACCCUGAGAUGAAUGAUUUGUUUUACUGGUUGUUGUUAUAUAGUAUUAUAAGUAUUAUGUGUUUGAAAGUUUGGGAAUAAUAUUCACAGCUAUGAUGCUUGUAAACACAACAGUAUUUAUAAAUGAAUAAAAUAAGAGUUGAUAAAAUAGAA
Messenger RNA from Poecile atricapillus (Black-capped chickadee), 6437 nucleotides. It is a transcript of the gene PPP1R12B, whose product is annotated as protein phosphatase 1 regulatory subunit 12B. Gene Ontology annotation, cellular component: cytoplasm; Z disc; A band. NCBI's taxonomy places the organism in Eukaryota, Metazoa, Chordata, Aves, Passeriformes, Paridae. The transcript has 26 exons. The coding region runs from base 133 to 3252 and encodes 1039 amino acids. Gene Ontology annotation, biological process: signal transduction. The record is from RefSeq and is a predicted model, not a curated record. Gene Ontology annotation, molecular function: protein kinase binding; enzyme inhibitor activity; phosphatase regulator activity.